Molecule: messenger RNA, 1719 nt
Organism: Durusdinium trenchii
Lineage: Eukaryota; Dinophyceae; Suessiales; Symbiodiniaceae
Source: the annotation of a GenBank genome assembly
GCAAGACUUCCGCUUAGAAUUUUGCUUGUGAUCCAAGCAGACCCAUUGGCUGACACCACGCCAUGUCAAACGGCUUGGCGGUGAAAGGUCGAAGCGCCGAGCAUCCGGUCGCAGCUGAUUGGAAGCCGGAUUUGAGGGGCAACCUCUAUGAGAUCAAUGAAUACCUUGAAGAGCAAGGUGUUUAUGACAUCUUCGACUAUUUGCUGAAGGACCUCAUGGUCAAGCAGCCCGAAAAUCCUCUGAAACAUAUGCUCGCUUGCCUGGAGAAGGGCUAUCCGACCGGGCCCCUCAAGGUCAUAGUGUCUUCACCACCGGGAUUAGGUCGAGGCGAGUUCGCCAGGAGCUUGGCAGAGCGCUUCGGACUGAUCUACGUUGGGGCUGGGGAGCUGCUCCGGGAAGCCAGCGUUGACACGAAGAAUCUCAGCUCCGCUGCGGACGACGAGGUGGCCAAGCUGGUCUUGGAGUUGAUCAAGCAGGCUGAGCACAAGAUGCAAGGCUUUGUAUUGGAUGGUUUCCCAAGGAAUCCAUGCCAGACGACUUACCUCAAGGAGAAAUCCAUCGUGCCCACGCACGUGCUUCAACUCCAGGCCUCGGAAAAAUACAUCCAACGGCGUCAAGAAAGUCUCCUCAAGGGCGACGUCAAGGGUGAAGCAGCAGCGACACCAGAGGUUUUAGACGCCCGCUUGAAGCUCUUCAUUGCGCACAACGCCUUAGCGUUGGAGGACUAUGCGGAUCGCACCUUUGUGGUGAAUGCUGAGGCCAAUGCUGCAGAGGUCCUGGCCCAAAUGGAGAAAGCUGUUUGCCUUCGACCCCGUUCAAAAGCACCCUCGCCUCCUCCAAGGGUGGCCAUUUUCGGAGCCGAAGGUUCUCCUGCUGCCGACUGUGCUCGGAAGCUGGCCAUGCGAAUUGGGGCCGUCUUUGUGAGUAGCCAGAAGCUGUUGAAGGAUUUGGCCACGCCUGGAGCAGAAGACUCCACGGUGUCCUUGGCCUUGGCGUGUGCCGCUGAGAAGGAUCCGCUGGGCAUUGUAGGUGCCCGAUUGCGGCAGGUGGACUGUCAGAGGCAGGGCUGGGUUGCCGACUUGUCGAAGGAUGCAGAGUGCCUGAGCCAGGAUGAGAUGCUCAUGCCGCGGCGAGUUGUAACAUUCGGAGCAGGAAGCGACCGCAUCAAAGAGGUCUUGCAUGGUCCCGGCGCCGUGAGCAGGUGCUUGGAGGUUUCUGUGGAUGCCACAGCAGAGGAGGCCUUCAAAGCCAUCGUGGAGUUCGUCGAAAGGCCCUUACCAAGACCACAUUGAGGCGCCGGCUUCUUCCAUGCGAACAAUGAUCUGCAGAGUGAAGCGGAUGGCAGAAGCUGAAAACAAAAGGCUCCAGGCCACGGGAGACAACAAGGCAUCUGUUUCUUGAGCCAAAAUUGCUGACUUUUCUGUGGGAAAAGGUGAGUGUUUGACAGGUUGUAGGGGAGUUCGGAUGCGAUUGCUGUUGUUUCUUCCAUUUUCCUCCUUUGUUGUCGUGAAAGAGUUGAGAAUCAUGUACUUUUUCAGCCCAGACCUUUGACCAUGGACAAAGGAUAUGAAAGCACAGCCUGCAAACUGGGAAACUAAGAUGACCCUGACUGUUCUGAGCGUGGAAAAGAUCAUCCAUUUUGAUGAUAUUUUUUCAAUGCUCACGUGUCACCCGUGGAAAACAAUUCCGCGAUAUUAAUGAACAAACAAUCAAAUUCAA